This is a messenger RNA of Acomys russatus (golden spiny mouse), 1977 nucleotides long. It is a transcript of the gene Gsdme, whose product is annotated as gasdermin E. Bases 293 to 1792 code for a protein of 499 amino acids. The transcript is spliced from 10 exons. Gene Ontology annotation, biological process: programmed cell death. The record is from RefSeq and is a predicted model, not a curated record. Gene Ontology annotation, cellular component: cytoplasm. NCBI's taxonomy places the organism in Eukaryota, Metazoa, Chordata, Mammalia, Rodentia, Muridae.
AUUCGUGCGUUUGGUAACCUUGGAGUCCCCUGAAGAAGCUGGGUCCGGUCAGCAGCAGCCUCGCUCACUGCCUGGAGCCCUUGCUUUUGCUGCCAGGAUUCCCAGGUCCCCGCCUCCUGCUCAGUCUCUCAGCUUGUGGCCUGGCUGAGGCUCCUAGGGGUAGGACCGAGCAAAGGUCCAGGCCCGCCCUGAUCCUUUCCCUGUGUGUCCCGGGAGCGUGCGCGUGCCGGAACCACACACGCAGGACCAGGCGGCGGCGGCGGCGGCGCGCGGGUAAUCUCAACCCAACACAAUGUUUGCCAAAGCAACUCGGAAUUUUCUUAAAGAAGUUGACGCUGGAGGAGACCUGAUUUCAGUCUCUCACUUGAAUGACUCUGACAAGCUGCAGCUUCUAAGUCUGGUGACCAAGAAGAAGAGAUACUGGUGCUGGCAGAGACCCAAGUACCAGUUUUUAUCUGUCACCCUGGGAGAUGUUCUCACAGAAGGGCACGGUCUCAGUCCAGUGGUUGUGGAGUCAGACUUCGUGAAAUACGAGAGCAAGUCUGAGAACCAUAAGAGCGGGACCAUCGGGACGGUCGUGGGGAAGGUCAAGCUGAACGUUGGAGGCAAAGGCCUGGUGGAAAGUUGCUCUUCAUUUGGCACCCUGAGGAAGCAGGAGGUAGAUGUGCAGCAGCUCAUCCAGGAUGCACUUGGAAGAAAAGUCGAUCUGGACAACCCAGUGCUCCAGCAGGUGCUAGAGAGGAGGAAUGAGGUCCUGUGUGUGCUGACGCAGAAGAUCGUGACCACGCAGAAGUGUGUGAUUUCUGAGCAUGUGCAGACGGAGGAGAAGUGUGGAGGCAUGGUGGGAAUCCAGACCAAGAUUGUGCAGGUGUCAGCAAUGGAGGAUGGGAGCAUCAUCAAAGACACCAACGUCGUGCUGGAGAUCCCCGCUGCCACCACCAUUGCCUGUGGCAUCAUGGAGAUGUACGUGAAACAGGACGGCCAGUUUGAAUUCUGCCUCCUCCAAGGGAAGAGCGGUGGCUUUGAGCACGAGAGGAAAGUAGACUCUGUGUACCUGGACCCCCUGGCCUACCGAGAGUUUGCAUUCCUGGACAUGCUGGAUGCGGGUCAGGAGAUCUCUUCGCCAGAUGGGUCACUACAUGUUUUAAAACAAGCAACUCUGCACCUGGAAAGGAGCUUCCGUCCCUUUGCGGUGUUGCCUGGGCAGCAGCAGAUGGCGCUGUUCUGUCUCCUGCAGACUGUCCUGUUUGAUGAGGAACUCCUCAUGGCCCUGGAGCAAGUGUGUGAUGAUAUGGCUGACGGCCUCUGGUCCUCACAGGCGAAAUUGGCGAUGGAGGAACUGACAGGCAGGCAGCAGCAGGACCUCACAGGCUUCCUGCAACUGGUGGGGUGCAGGGUACAGGGGGAGCGUCCUGGCCCACAGGAUGAGGUCCGCAACCAGAAGCUCUUCGCAACAGCCUACUUCCUGGUCAGUGCGCUAGCAGAAAUGCCAGAUAACGCUACAGUUCUUCUGGGGACUUGCUGUAAACUCCACAUUAUUCCUACGCUGUGCCACUUGCUCCAUGCUCUGUCUGAUGGCAGAGGGUGUGAUUUUGAAGACCCCACCUUGGCACCCCUGAGGGACACAGAGAGGUUUGGGAUCGUCCAGCGUUUGUUUGCCUCUGCUGACAUCGCCCUGGAGAGGAUGCAGUGCUCUGCGAAGGCCACCAUGCCAAAGGACUCUUGCAUUUCCCCACUGAUUCUUCAUAUCACUCUCAGUGGGCUCUGCACCCUAAGCAAAGAACACGAAUAAUGUCUGCUAGUCAGCAGUACAUGCUACUGGGCCAGGACUAUGUACUUUUCAGAACUGAGAAAAUACUUUGGGAUUUGGGACCCAAGCAGGCUAAAAGUCUACUGGUGAACCCCAAAGCCCAGUAAGAGCAGAGACUUUUCCUGCUGUGAACGCCUGCAAGCACUGUAAAUGGUUUAUGUUCCUCA